Messenger RNA from Ornithodoros turicata, 2875 nucleotides. RefSeq names its product zinc finger protein 14-like. The transcript has 4 exons. The coding region runs from base 328 to 1569 and encodes 413 amino acids. Gene Ontology annotation, biological process: regulation of DNA-templated transcription. The record is from RefSeq and is a predicted model, not a curated record. Gene Ontology annotation, molecular function: RNA polymerase II cis-regulatory region sequence-specific DNA binding; DNA-binding transcription factor activity, RNA polymerase II-specific. NCBI's taxonomy places the organism in Eukaryota, Metazoa, Arthropoda, Arachnida, Ixodida, Argasidae.
UGUGUUUUGAAGUGCAGCAGUUGCAGUGAAGAACGGCGAACGAACUAUUUAUUCUGUUUGUCGUUCUUAUUCGUCUUACAGCAUGUUUCUGUGCAUUAAUUGUGGAUGGACGCGUGAUACCCUCAACUAUUAAGACUGUACUACCUCUAGGAAGCCCUUUCGCAGAGACUUGUAAACACGCUUGUCCUCACCGUAAGCGUUCGGCAUAAACAGGCGACUGCCAUCCACCGACCGAACGUCCUGAAACCUGUUGGAACCAAUGGCUGUACUAUAACAGUGCUGUGUACUAUAACAGUGGGACUGGUGACUUUUAAAAGUUGGGAUAAAAUGUCUGCACGGACACUGUCAUCACUGCGAUCCAUCUGCGACGGCUCAGUUGUUGCCAUGUGGUCCGUGGGCACGCAGAUACAUCCUCAGAAGCGUUCCAGAGGCACACAGACAGACAGCACGUUUCGCAUAACGUACGUAGGUGACACGGAGGCGGGGGAAGACAUAUCCUUCGAAGAUUUCCCUCGUGGCAUCGCAUCCGCCCUGGAAGAGGAUUCCAGGAAGGAGCGACGCGGGGCCGACAGCGAGACGUUCAAGUGCCGACACUGCAGUUACUCCAGCGUGCACGCGUCUGACGUCGAAGGCCACGAAGGGACACACACCAGAGAAGGGACACACACCGAAGGGACACACCGAAGGGACACACACCGCCCUAAAUUCUGCGAAGUGUGUUCCAUCGCGUUCACGCACGAGAGUUACCUGAUGGCGCACAUGAAGUCCCAGCAGCCGAGACCGGACCAUCAACGAGCCCUCGAGAGGCUUCUCUCAGCAAGAAGAAGAGCGUCCGCGGGAUCGUGCAAGGGUGCGCCCGCAGGAGAGGAAGGUUCCGAGGGAUUCAGCGUCGCCAAGCAGGAAGAAGACUGUUCCUUCCAGUGCUUCCCUCGGAGCACCGCAGUAUCUUCGGAAGAGCGGCGCAAGAUGCCUUCCUGCAGGGCCAAGAAAAAGGGGAAAUUCCAGUGCAAGUUUUGCGAUUACUGCAGCAAUCAGUCGUGCCACGUUGAGGUACACGAGAGGACCCACACGGGUGAGAAGCCGCAAGUGUGCCCACUGUGUUCCAAAACCUUUGCAGGAAGGAGUAGCCUGAGAAAGCACGUCCGGUACACACACAAGGACCGUGGCAUCUAUGAGUGCUCCACCUGCGGGGCUUUCGUGCGGCAAGAGCGCCUUCGAGAACACGAGAUGGCACACGCGCAGGAUAGUGCGUGUUCACACGAGCGACAGCUUCACGGAACAUUCCAGUGCAAGCUUUGCGAUUACUGCAGCAAUCAGUUGUGCCACGUUGAGGUACACGAGAGGACCCACACGGGUGAGAAGCCGCACUUGUGCCCCUUGUGUCCCAAAAGCUUUGCAGGGAAGGGUAGCCUGAGACAGCACAUCCGGUACACACACAAGGAACGUGACAUCUACGAGUGCUCCACCUGCGGGUCUUUCCUGCGGCAAGAGCGCCGUCGGGAACACGAGAUGGCGCACGCGCAGGAUAGUGCGUAUUCACACGAGCGACAUCCCGAUGGAAGAUUCUAGCGGAAGAAAAAGCAAAAAACACUGCUCGCAGAGACAAAGUUCUGCCCCCUGUCAUGCGAGCAUUCACACGAUGCGGAACAUCGGGAGUGGCGUACUGCGCACUUGGCAGACGACACUUCCCAGACGACACUUGGCAGGCGACACUUCCCAGACGACACUUGGCAGGCGACACUGGGCAGACGACACUUGGCAGGCGACACUGGGCAGGCGACACUGGGCAGAAGACACUGGGCAGAAGACACUUGGCAGGCGACACUUGGCAGGCGACACUUGGCAGGCGACACUUGGCAGGCGACACUUGGCAGGCGACACUUGGCAGGCGACACUUGGCAGAAGACACUUGGCAGAAGACACUGGGCAGAAGACACUUGGCAGGCGACACUGGGCAGAAGACACUUGGCAGGCGACACUGGGCAGAAGACACUGGGCAGAAGACACUGGGCAGAAGACACUGGGCAGAAGACACUGGGCAGAAGACACUGGGCAGGCGACACUGGGCAGGCGACACUGGGCAGGCGACACUGGGCAGGCGACACUGGGCAGGCGACACUGGGCAGGCGACACUUGGCAGGCGACACUUGGCAGGCGACACUUGGCAGGCGACACUGGGCAGAAGACACUUUGCAGACGCGGCCGUCAGCGUCUUUCCUGUUGUCUGCUAAGAAUAUCUUGUGACUGUGUCGCAGGAUAUUCCCCACGGUUAGCAGUGUACUUGAACACUGGACGUUGAGCACUCGCGCUCAGCGGGCUAUGACGAUUUUUGCGUCUUCCGCAUCUGCGGGGAAUGUCGCCCAUGUGGAUACACGGAUAGUGUUGUGUUCCAAGGAACUUCCUUGUGGUAGUGAGAACGCACUGUGAAACAGUAGAGCUUUCAGCGUCGUCGACGGAUACGUGAGAGUGGACUUUGAACUAGCAUCGUUGAACCGUAGUCAGCAUCAACAUGUUCCAUAUCCCUGAUCGGGGGAAAAAUUGUUGGAAAAAAUUUGAUUUUUCACCCUCUGUCUUUCAAAUGUAUGGAGCAUUUAUUUCUACGUACUUUCUACUAGUACUGAUUCCACUAUCAUACAGGGUGUUUUUCAUUUGUUAUGGAAUUUUUAUUCUUAUGGAAAUUUUUAUGGAUUCUUAAUAUGAUUUUAUUUUUAUGGACAGUUUUUAUGGAAAAAACGAGCAGUUCAAAGUUGAUGCUUUUUCAAUGGCUGAUAUGCAUAGAUCGACAAGUUACCCAUAAAAAAGAACCUGUUACGAGUUAAGUUACUGUGUAAAAAAUGUCACUAAGUUCAUAAGGAAGUUCCUCAGGCUGAAAUGU